AUGGAUUCGGUGGAGAAGACGACAAACACAAGUGAGCAGAAAUCCAGAAAGUUUCUGAAGAGCCUCAUCCGGAAGCAGCCGCAGGAGCUGCUGCUGGUCAUCGGGACGGGCGUGAGCGCGGCCGUGGCCCCCGGCAUCCCAGCGCUGCGCUCCUGGCGGGACUGCAUCGAGGCCGUGAUCGAGGCCGCGGACCAGCUGGAGGUGCUGCACCCUGGGGACAUCGCCGAGUUCCAGAGGAAGGUGACGAAGGACCGAGACCUGCUGGUCGUAGCCCAUGACCUCAUCCGCAAGAUGUCCCCUCGCACAGGUGACAGCAAGCCCAGCUUCUUCCAGGACUGUCUGAUGGAGGUCUUCGACAGCCUGGAGCAGCACAUCCAGGACCCGCUGGUGCUGCAGUCCAUCCUCAGCCUGAUGGAGCGUGGCACGCUGGUGCUGACCACCAACUACGACAACCUGCUGGAGAUCUUCGGGCAUCAGCAGAACAAGCCCAUGGAGUCCCUGGACCUCAAGGACAGGAACAAGGUUCUCCAGUGGGCGAGAGGACACAUCAAAUAUGGAGUUCUCCACAUCCACGGCCUGUACACAGACCCCUGCGGGAUGGUGCUGGACCCCUCUGGGUAUAAGGAUGUGACCCAGGACCCCGAAGUCAUGGAGACCCUGCAGAACCUGUACCGCACCAAGUCCUUCCUGUUCAUGGGCUGUGGCGAGACGCUGCGGGACCAGAUCUUCCAGGCGCUCUUCCUGUACUCGGUGCCCAACAAGGUGGAGCUGGAGCACUUCAUGCUGGUGCUCAAGGAGGACGAGGACCACUUCUUCAAGCACCAGGCGGACAUGCUGCUGCACGGCAUCAAGGUGGUGUCCUACGGGCACUGCUUUGACCACUUCCCGGGCUACGUGCAGGACCUCACCACCCAGAUCUGCAGGCAGAGGAGCCCAGAGGCUGACCGUGUGGACAGCACCACCUUCCUGGGGACCGCGUGCCAGGACUGCGCCAAGAGGAAGCGGGAGGAGAACGGAGUGGACGUUUCAAAGAGACCCAGACAGCCGGACACAGAUGAUGCUGGAGGAUCUUGA
Elephantulus edwardii (Cape elephant shrew) is the source of this 1074-nucleotide messenger RNA. RefSeq names its product family with sequence similarity 118, member A (gene SIRAL2). The transcript has 8 exons. The coding region runs from base 1 to 1074 and encodes 357 amino acids. The record is from RefSeq and is a predicted model, not a curated record. Lineage: Eukaryota; Metazoa; Chordata; Mammalia; Macroscelidea; Macroscelididae.